CAUUUGAUUGAAGGAAGAUUGAGCUAACCUAAAAAAACUACAAAAUUUUUGAAUUUUUUUUUGUUUUGGUGCGGUACGAACGAGAACAAAGACUCGAAGAUUUCAGGACACUGAAAAGAAGUAUGCUACCUACUAUAGUUCAAUCUACUCUAAUUUUAUUGUCAAUUUCAUCUGUGAUCCAAAUAUCAGAAAAUUCUGCACUAAGCAUUUUCGAACAGAAAAAAUACAAACGGUACACAGAUGCACAGGGUUUAUACUCAUCCAAAGACGAUGUGGACAUCUUAACAGUUGAAAACUUCAAGAACGAACUGUAUGGCAACAAACGAGCAUGGUUGAUUGAGUUUUACAACAGCUGGUGUGGUUUUUGUCAGAGGUUUGCUCCGUCUUGGAAAGCUCUUGCAACAGAUGUCAAGGAUUGGAAAAGCCUUGUUGGGAUUGGCGUGAUUGAUUGUUCAAAUGAUCAGAACAAUGCCAUUUGCCGAGAAUUUGAAAUCAUGUCAUACCCAACUAUCAAAUAUUUCCAUGAAAAUUACCAGGAAGAUCUGAAACAGUUGGGACACAAAAUAAGUGUGGGAUCAGAUGUUAGAGAACACAGGCAAAAACUGUUGAGAGAAAUUAUGAAUGAACAAGCUGAAGAUAGAGGAAAACAGUAUCCCAACAUUUUACCUUACACUCAUGAAGAUCUCUCUUUAAUUUUUAAUGGAGUUGAUAGUGAUGUUAGAUAUACAUUCCUAAUUGUGCAAGAACCUACAGACUUCAUUGGCCAAGAAUUGGCAAUGGAUUUUCACAAAAUUAGGGAUAUUAGCAUCAGCUAUUCAUUUAAUAAUAACACAGACUUGGUGAAGAUGCUCAAACUGAGUAAAUUUCCUGCAAUUUUUUCUGUAGCACAAGACCUAACAUUCCAAUCUUUGAAUCCUUCAGCUUCUUCAAGAGAAGCUUAUAAGAUUUCAAUAAGUCAAUUUUUGAAGCCAAAACAUAUAACAGUGCCAGUGAAUGUUAAAAAAGAAAUAUUUGAGGGAAAAUGGCUAGAAAACAAAGCUAUGGACAUGAAAGAAUUCAUGCAUGAAAGGGAACGGGAAGCCCUUAAGGAAAAAAUCAAGAAAAUGGGUGAUGUUGUGUUCCAGAUGGAUCUAGAAACUGCUCUUCGUUAUUCCCUGAAACAUGAAGUUGCUGGGGUCAAAGAAAUCACUGGAGACAAACUAGAGGCUCUCAAAACAUAUCUAAAUGUGCUUGCAAAGUAUUUCCCUUUUGGGAAAUAUGGGCAGCAAUUCCUCAGGCAGCUCAGAGACUUUGUGGCAAGCAGAACUACCUUAGAUGGCAAUGAAAUUGCUAAGCUCCUGGAAAGUGCUGAGAAAGAAGAAAGCCAAGUGUUUUCCACCCCCCAAAACUGGCUGGCUUGCAAGGGAAGCUCAACUGCUUUCAGGGGUUACCCUUGUGGUCUUUGGAAAAUGUUCCAUUACCUGUCAGUCAAUGCUGCAGACUCCAGCAUGGGACUCAAGGGUGCUAGCCCAAUGGUAGUUUUAGGGGCCAUGCAUGGUUAUAUCAAGAAUUUCUUUGGGUGUGCAGAUUGUAGCAGACAUUUCCAAGAAAUGGCAAAAAGACAGGGGAUCUUUGAGGUGACCUCCUGGGAUGAUUCUAUUCUUUGGCUGUGGAUGGCUCACAAUGAGGUCAAUAAGAGGUUAUCUGGGGAUGAAACUGAAGACCCUGAAUUUCCUAAACAACAGUUUCCUACACAAGAGAAAUGCCCCAGGUGUCACAACAAAGAUGACUCUUGGAAUAUUCCUGAAGUGCUGCAUUAUCUCAAGCAUGUCUACAGUAGUAUAAAUAUUAGGUACAUUGGUUCUGAUACAAGGAUUUUACACCUUGGUUUAGAUGGUUCAACAGUUCGAUCUGAACCAAGUUUUUUCAAAAGUAUUGAUGCUGCUAUGUGUUUCAUUCUCUAUGUAGCUUCUUUCUUACUUAUUAUUGCCUUGAUUCAUAUGUUCCUAAGAAGGGGAUAUAGAAAAAAAUUGUAUGCCCAUGAUUUGCUGGGCAAAGUGUAAACAGAAUGCUUGAUCAUGACACUUUAGAAUUUUAUAUUUAUUCAAGAUAAAGUUAUUUUUCUAAUUUAUUCCAUAAUGGUCAUUGUGAAUGAUAGUUGAUAGAUUUACUCCUCAUUAUUUAGUACAAAAUGGAAAUUUUGUCAAUCAUAACCGAAUUCAAAUAUCAAUUGGAAAUUCCUGUAUAUUUACAGUGAGUUAUUCAUAAUGGUAUUUUGUUGAAUGAAGAAACUGCUGACAUGAUUUCAUACAGACCUUUCAUAUAAGACAGUUACCAGUUAAGCCAACAAAAUGACUGAUCUCUAUACAUUCAAGCAUCACAUAUGAACUUUACAUUAUAGGUGAUAUAUCUUUCCAAUGAGCAAAGUAGUUGUUCAAGUCCAAUUCAUAAAUUAGGUUUUUUAUACAAAUGCCCUUUAGAAAAACGUGAAAACCCUCUAUUAGGAUUUCUUGCAUAAUUAUAGAAAAAUCAUAUAAGUUAUCAUGAUAUAAUCUGUUAUCCUAUCUGUAUAAUUAUUGUGAUAUGACUCCCUGUUAUCAUGGAAUAUUAAAUACUAUAUAACAUUGU
This is a messenger RNA of Phaedon cochleariae (mustard beetle), 2607 nucleotides long. The record is from the annotation of a GenBank genome assembly. NCBI's taxonomy places the organism in Eukaryota, Metazoa, Arthropoda, Insecta, Coleoptera, Chrysomelidae.